Messenger RNA from Coniosporium apollinis CBS 100218, 399 nucleotides. RefSeq lists its product as uncharacterized. Gene Ontology annotation, cellular component: mitochondrial inner membrane peptidase complex. The record is from RefSeq and is a predicted model, not a curated record. Bases 1 to 399 code for a protein of 132 amino acids. Lineage: Eukaryota; Fungi; Ascomycota; Dothideomycetes. The transcript has a single exon. Gene Ontology annotation, molecular function: serine-type endopeptidase activity.
AUGAGACCCUUUCUAGGACGCCUGUGGGCGCGUGUUCUUGAGGCCAGGCCCAGGACAAACCGGACUCUACUCAUAGAGACGGCAAAGAUGGCGCUACUUCUCCACGUCUUCAUCCGGCACGCCUACACCAUCAAGGGCACGCGCGGCGCCUCCAUGCUGCCAACCAUGGCCGCCGACGGCGAGGGCGUUGUGAUCAACAAGAAGUACCGCCGAGGCCGAUAUAUUGAAGUUGGAGAUCUGGUCAGUGUCAGGCAUCUCUUUGAGCCAGAAGAGGCGGCUAUCAAGAGGGUGAUGGGGAUGCCGGGAGAUUUUGUGCUGAGGGAUACACCGGGGAAGGGAGAGGGCUUGAUGGUUCAGGUGGGGGUGCAUGCUGUCGGUUUCAUCAUCUACACCGGCUAA